CACGGAUUUCACUUUUCAUGGACGACGAGUUCAGCACAGUUUCUUUAGACGACAUCGACAGCCAACCAGAUUCCCCUAUAGACCCACCAGCUACAAAGCCAACCGGCUCAGGAAUUACUCUCGUCUUACCCUCUCUCAAAUCUCUCAAAGCUGCAAAAGCCUCUAAGAAAUCAAAGGGCAAAGCCUCAACCUCCAGAUAUGGUACACCACUCCAGGAGAAAAAAGCGUUUCGUCCAUUGAAACUCAAGCCACUGAAAGAAGUUUUGACAAAACUUAUUGCGCAGAUCAAGAAGUGAGGACUAUCUUCACUUUCAAUACGACCCUUUUGGGCCUGGAUCUGAACACGUUUGGGUAUCACAGAAAAGAUGAUUAUGCUUUCUUCCUUCAGCCGGUCGAUAUCAGCCAAGUGCCGGGUUACACUGACAUCGUGAAAUUUCCUAUGGAUUUUGGUACAAUGUCGAAUAAAGUUGCCCGUGGCAGGUACCGGUCACUCGAGGAGUUCGCUGAUGACUUUCGACUGGUGGUUAAUAAUGCGAAAGCUUUCAAUCCUCCUGGUACCAUUUAUCACACUGAGGCUCAGCGAAUUGAGACUUGGGGACUGGAUCAUAUCGCUAAAGCCUCUGCCACCGUGAUUCAGUACGAAACCGAUUGGAAUAUCGAAGUCGAGAAAGACGAAGAGCCCGAUCAUCAAGCCAUUGAGGAAUAUAUCGACCCAAUGGAUAUUGAUACGCCAGGGCCGCCAGACAUGUCGGGUACUCCGGGGCCUUCAACACAAACCUCCAGACGAAGUACUCGACAACCUUACCGGAAAGCUGCCAACGUUCCUUCUCUUCCUGCCGCAAAACCUUCUACCGAAACUAUUGACGCUGAAGGCAGGCUACCCGGUUCAAAAGAAGGACUCGGAGCUUUUCCCGCUGGUUCAGACUGGGCGAAGACUAUGCUCGCGUUGAAACUUAAAGGCAAGCGUUACAAAACUAAGAAGGAAAGACUAAGGGUUGAAAAGGAGGGCCCUCCUUUACGUCCCGAUGGAAGUCUGGAUUAUUUUGAAAUGGAAGAACCUUUCCCUGUACUCUCUGCUCUGGUGCCGGAUACCCGUACACGCCCUUACCUUUCCCCACUUUACCCUCCCCUACUGCCAACUAAUGAUCAUUACCCUUCUCACUCUCAAACCCCACAACCACUUGCCCAGUUCCCUACGGCCGUCAACCUUUCUUGGGAUCGUCCUCCAAUCAGCGACCUUCCAAGCGAGCGAUCGACUAAGUUUCGCUAUUGGAACAUUCAACGAAAUGCCAAUAACCGAGGUCGAGCCAAGGACCGGGACGAAGAGCGAGAUGAAAACGAUGAGUCAGAUUGGAAAGUUGGCCGAGAAGCUCACACCACUGACUUUGGAUCCUUUGCAAUUUUGGCGGCGGAGAUUGCAGAGGAGAUGAAACGGCGAGGCACAUUCAAAGAUGAGGAAGAAGGAACGUUCAGUUUACUUCGCGAUAGUUUGGACCCUGAACUGGUGAAUCGCCCACCCGAAAAGAAUAUCGCGAUUUCCCCUUUGCAACAUUAUUGGAGCGUCAAUCGUGCGAUUGAGGGAGAGAGUUACAUCCGGGACGUCGUGUAUGGCGGGUCUAGCGGUCUGGCUUAUGUGAGAAGUGUCGCAGAAUUUUUGACUCCUCCUGAGGAUAUCUCAUCCGCAACUGUGAGCGACGUUUCAGGAUUCCAUUUGGCUGCCUUUGCAGAACGAAAUGUGGUCGACCCACUGACGGAGACUCGACAUUCAUUGCUCCGUGAAACGCCGCGAUGCAUGAGACUUCUCACUCGUCCCAAAAACCUCGGUCGUCUCAAGGUCGACAAAGUCACCUCACAAGUAGCGAAAUCCAUGCACGUCUAUCCGGUGGCCACACAGGCGUUACUAGCGUUACAGCAGAUACGAUUUCAUAAAAUUGAUAUGUCUUCUCUUAUCCAAUCUCCAGACGAAUUGUUCCUCAGUGAUGAGGAAUGGGUAGGAAAGAAUCUGGAGGAGAGUGACAAAGACGUGAUGGAUGCAGACGGUCAACCGCCCACCGUCAGAAUGGAUCGGGUCCUAUCCUAUGUCUCUCGAGCAAUUCUUGAGAAUAGCCGCAAGCUAGCUUCAGCAUCUGGCGGGAAAAGUGGAUCGGAGGAAGGCGGCGAGGAUGCUAACAUGCGACACAUUCGCCUCAACCUAUUGGCUCUUGCGAAGAGGGCACCUUUAGACACUAUUGCACGAUUACCAAAGGAACUUGUUCCAGAGCAGAUUAGACAGUAUAUUCCCACUUUUACUGUCUCUUCCCAGACGAGUUGAUAUUAUUAUUCACUAGAUAAUGUUUAUAUCAGCUGUACAGUCUUUGACUACGGAUCGCAUUACUAGAACUGGAUGGUCCAUAUUUUUAGGAGCUCUUACGAAACGAAGGCAGGGUUGCGGAGUGGGUUUGACGAAAGCCUAUUUCUGUUUUCAUGGUGCUUCCAGCAUAUUUAGCUCCCUGAACAAAAAACCUUGGCUCCCCGAAAUAAGUUCCUGAAGAUAGAUAAGUUAUUACACGCUCUAACCGCCCCUCUUUGGAGGCGUUAGACCAUGGGGGCCCAGCGGGCUGGUAAGAAAAACAAGUCUAUACUGCGUACCGUAGGAAUUGUCAAAGCACGUGUGGCAGUGCAGCUCGGUUACGUCAUUCAUUUAUUACGCUAUCCGUAGUAAAACGUUUAU
This is a messenger RNA of Marasmius oreades (fairy-ring Marasmius), 2710 nucleotides long. RefSeq lists its product as uncharacterized. Bases 440 to 2311 code for a protein of 623 amino acids. Gene Ontology annotation, cellular component: nucleus. NCBI's taxonomy places the organism in Eukaryota, Fungi, Basidiomycota, Agaricomycetes, Agaricales, Marasmiaceae. The record is from RefSeq and is a predicted model, not a curated record. The transcript has 6 exons. Gene Ontology annotation, biological process: regulation of transcription by RNA polymerase II.